GUGUCUCCUAUCUGCAUCUGCUCAUCACAUUCUUCCUCCCUCUGUCUCCCUCGCUCUCUGCUGGCCCAGCUUGGUUUCCUCUGCGUGGCUGACCUGAGCGGACUUUUUCGAGCGAGUGUGGUGAGAGGAGAAAGAGGAAGACAAAGAGUUGGCCCAUGCGAGCAGCGUGUGGACUGAGUGCAGCUGUUUCGUUUAGAGAAGAGCCCAACAUGUGAGAAGAUGUCUGUUGGAGGUUGUGCUUGUCCCGGCUGUUCGUCAAAGUCAUUCAAGCUGUACUCUCCUAAGGAGCCCCCCAACGGCGGCAGCUUUCCCCCCUUCCACCCAGGCGCUAUGCUGGACAGAGAUGUGGGGCCUACACCCAUGUACCCCCCCUCAUACAUGGAGCCUGGAAUGGGGAGACCCACACCGUAUGGGAACCAGACAGAUUACCGGAUAUAUGAGCUGAACAAAAGAUUACAGAACUGGACAGAGGACUGUGACAAUCUCUGGUGGGAUGCCUUCACCACAGAGUUUUUUGAAGACGAUGCUAUGCUCACCAUUACUUUCUGCCUGGAAGAUGGUCCCAAACGAUACACCAUUGGCAGAACGUUGAUUCCUCGGUACUUCAGAAGUAUCUUUGAGGGGGGUGCCACUGAGCUCUUCUAUGUUUUGAAGCAUCCAAAGGAGUCCUUCCAUAGUAACUUUGUGUCUCUUGAUUGUGACCAGUGCACCAUGGUGACCCAGAAUGGCAAACCUAUGUUUACACAGAUUUGUGUUGAGGGCCGCCUGUACCUAGAGUUUAUGUUUGAUGACAUGAUGAGGAUCAAGACGUGGCACUUCAGCAUCAGGCAACACAGAGAGGUCCUACCAAGGAGCAUUUUGGCUAUGCAUGAUCCCCAGAUGCUCGAUCAGCUGGCUAAAAAUAUCACCAGAUGUGGGCUGUCCAACUCCACGCUCAACUACCUCCGUCUAUGUGUGAUAUUGGAACCCAUGCAAGAGUUGAUGUCUAGGCAUAAAACCUAUAGUUUGAGCCCGAGAGACUGCCUGAAGACUUGCCUCUUCCAAAAGUGGCAAAGAAUGGUAGCACCUCCAGCUGAGCCCGCCAGACAAGCUCCAAACAAGCGGCGGAAAAGGAAGGUGUCCGGCGGGAGCACCGUGAGCUCUGGCGGAGGCAACAAUAACAACAGCAACAGCAAAAAGAAGAGUCCAGCCAACAGCUUUUCACUCUCCAGCCAGGUACCUGACCUGGUUGGAACAAAAACCUGUACAGUGCCGGAGCUUGAGGACCGGAGUUGAGAACCACUACGCUAAAUCUUAAACACACACACACAAACACUGACAGACACAUGCCCACACCCACACCCACAACCAGUGCACACACUAACACAGCCACCUUACACCUUCAGCAUAAAACAUUAAGGUACUGGAGAGGUGGUAUGCAGCGUGUCUGGACCAGAUCACCAGACGCUAACAGAAGUGUGUUUUUAUUUUCAAUGGUUUAGACUUAUUUUGAUUUUUUUUUUUUUUUUAAACUUUUUUUUUGUAAACAAUUUCUUAAAAUAAACAGACAAGCAAGCAAACAAAAAAAAAAAAACACCCCAAAAUAUUCUUUGCACUGUUUUCCACUAUUAACGGCAAUCUAUUUUUCUUAUGAAUUGACGGUGUAUUUUUUUCUUUUCUAUUAUUGCUAAUGUAAGAACUGUAAACAUCUGAAACCUGCAGUAUAUUAAUGUAGAAAUAUUUGCUGUUAGAUCAUUCUUAUUGUGAUGGUAAUAACUUUCAUGUAAGUCUAUCCUUGAUAUGUCCUCCAUCUGUCUCAGGCAUCCCGCUAUCAUCAAGCCCUUUGGCUUCAGUGCUAAAACAGGCUGGGGACAACAGGGCCAGUGUUUAAUUGUGAGAUCUGAAAAGCAUACUGGAAACCAGUUUCCCCAGCUAAAUUGCCAUCAAGCACCUGGUUCACAUCUGUUGUCUUAUCAUUGCAGAACUGUUUGCUUUGUCUUCAGAUCUCUAUAUUGGGGGGGAGGGUCCUCUAUUCAAAGAAUAUAAUUACAGAAAUCAAAUUUGCUACUCAAAAAUAUUUUAAAAACAAGUUUUGAUGGGGUUGUAAAAUAAGAAAGACUUUUGUAUUAACUUAAGCUUCCCAGAAAUGUUUUUAAGUACAAUUAAGAAAGCUGCAGACCAAGGAGCUACAUGUAAAGAUUCUUAUACUGUUUAAACGGCGCUGUUUUAUGUUAUAUAAUGAAUCAUUUGUUGGGCUUUACUCCUCAUGUUUGUGUCUGUGCUUGUAUAUUUUUAGGUAGCAAUUUCUGUAAAAGUUAUUCUAUGUAUUCCUCCCUAGAACUAUGAGAUACUCAAUCUAAUGUAAAGAGAUGAAAAGCCUCUUAAAUACUUUUUUUUUUUUUUUUUUUUUAAACGUGAUUUUUAAUGGUACAAUCACUGAUAAAAAGAAUUUUUGCCCUCAUUUUAGCAAACUGUAUUUAUUUUUCUAUGUACUGAUGUUCUGUUUAGGUUGAACCCACCUGUACAAUAUUCAUGAUGAUAUAUGGAGGAAUUUGUGGGGCUGCUGAGUCAGUUAAUGCCAAUAGAGGUCAUUCUGUUGUGUUUUUUGAGAUAAAGUUCCGAGGCCGUUCUGUUGGUUCAGUAUUAUUGAGGAGAAAUUUAAAUGCCAUUGAUAUUGUGGAAGUGUCAGAUGUAUUUGAAAACUAAUAAAUGGCAACAUUGAGA
Messenger RNA from Archocentrus centrarchus (flier cichlid), 2703 nucleotides. It is a transcript of the gene ldb1a, whose product is annotated as LIM domain binding 1a. The record is from RefSeq and is a predicted model, not a curated record. Bases 220 to 1275 code for a protein of 351 amino acids. NCBI's taxonomy places the organism in Eukaryota, Metazoa, Chordata, Actinopteri, Cichliformes, Cichlidae. The transcript is spliced from 12 exons.